Molecule: messenger RNA, 5900 nt
Organism: Paramuricea clavata
Lineage: Eukaryota; Metazoa; Cnidaria; Anthozoa; Malacalcyonacea; Plexauridae
Source: the annotation of a GenBank genome assembly
AGGAAGUUGAUCAAAUGUUUAAAACUGAAGAAAGUCAACCAGCGUGGCUUGUAAGUAUUACCGACUAUAUUAUUAUUAGAAUAAUGAUGAUUAGCAUAUUACUCGGGAGGUGGAUAGUAUUUUUCUCCCAUUUUGAUUGGUUGCUCUGCUCCGAAUAUCCUUGUACUAUUCACUUCCGGACAAAAACAAAAUGACUUCCCGUUUCGUUCUGGUUACAGACGAGCGAAUGUUUGUGCGAAACAAAGCUGCGGUUUCGCCAAACACGAAGAAAGGUCAAUGUUAAAAUUGCCGAAAUGGUGUAAAUACUGUUUUGUUUACAACCACUGCGGGAGCUGAAAUGAAAUGCAAGUUGUUUUAAAAAUAUUUUUGUUGGUUUUUUUUGUCAUUUUUGUUUUGUUGUGGUAUAUGCUAAAACAAUUAUUCACCUCGGUAUCGGUGAAUAAGUGCACGGUACUCAUCUCAACGCUUCGCAUUUCGGUGAAUACCCUUGCACUAUUCAUCGACACUGAGGCAUGAGGUGAAUAAUUGUUAAUUAUUUGUCAUCACUUGUUGGUCUGUUUUGUCUGUCACAAAUCUCUCGUUAUCAAACUGCAUGAAUGACGCAUCGUCUCGGAAAGUAUUUACUGUAUUUCAUGACAGCAGUUUAUUGUUUAAGGUAAACAAGAGGUAUAUAGCACCACUGUUGCUAGCUUAUGACGACCGCAUUAAAGAGAAGCAAGCAAUGUUACAGACGUACGAGGUAAAUAUUCAUCUAUACAUGAUAUAUACUCAUACCUUAACAUGGCAUAUACCCUAUGGUAUACAUGAACUUGUGGUUAGAGCUCAACAAAUGGACUACUCUCGAUAAUUCCAUCUACAAAUCCCAUCAACUGUGACAAUAACAACCAUGCAUGCACUGCAAUUGACAGGAAUUGUCUGGAAACACCAUGGAAAAUCUGCCGUCAUUAUUGACAUCCGCGUGAUAUGCAUGGCUAUAUAGUAAUAUGUGAAAACUAACCCUCCAGUGUAUAACUAACGCUCUGCCGAAAGUAUUGGGUUUUGUCAAACAGGAAAGUUAACAUGCAGCUAAACAACUUAGGAUUUCGUUUAAUUGUAGACUUGUUGUUGGGGGUUAAAAUAUGUCAUCGCCUUCCUGGGGCCGCGGUUGUUAAAAGGGGGGUUAGCGCUAACCCUGGGUUAAAAUUUAACCUGCUGUUUUAGUUUGUGUGUUUCUGCAUGCACGUCUGUUUAUUUCAAAACUUCAGAGAAGUAAACUCCUAUCGAUCCAGACAAGAUCUCUGUAGAAAUAUUUCCAAAUUUAUAGACAAGCUGUCAGGAAGUUUACUUUGAAUUUUAAGUUAACCUAGGGUUAAGCUAACCCAGCUCUGGACAACUGGCCCCAGGUUGAUGUUAUUCUGCUGUCGGCAUUGUUUUUUCCAUCUUUUUGUCUAAAAGCCGAUUUACACGGCAGCUCGGCACGCCUACUAACAAGCACCAGCCUCGUACCCAGGCGCAAAUAACGUACUAAAAAUAGCAACACUACAGUGGUUUUAUAUAGAUCAGUGGCUAAGAUGAGCGAGCGCGGGGGGUGCUUGGGGAGGACACGACUGGGUUCUGCUAUAUAAAAACACUGAAGUGUUGCUAUUUUUAGUACGUUAUUUGCGCCUGGGUACGAGGCUGAACAAGCACCAGUACUCAGACGUUCACUUCACCACGUACCCAUUUACACGACAAUUUUGACAAGCUAUAUUUUUAUGAUUGGCACCCCCACACUUCAAAUCUUUAUGCAAGAGUAUUUGCACAGUUCUAAUACGACUGAAGAAACGAACCGAGUUAACAGAAUUAUGUUGCAUUAAAUGAACGAAGCUAAGGAGAAAAAAUCAUCGCGGACAGAAGACAAAAAAUAUAUCAGUUGUACAUAAAUAUGUUCAAAGUGAUUAUUUAGUGUUCAAAGUGAUAAAUUGUGGAUAAAUCUUUUGUUUAAUGUGACUAGACAGGCAAUUUACUGGCCUUUAGUAGAUAGCUGGCUAUCUGCAUGUGAAAAUGAACGAAUAGACUUUUUUUAAAAGUCUGCCUUUUGACGUAGUUUGCGGAUAAAGGAAAACCCCUCUCAGCCAUUUGGCUUGCCUGAUUGGCCAAAUGAUCGUAUUUAUCCGAUCGAUUGCUUACCAUGCAGCCAACUUACCAUGCAAAUAUAUUGUCUUGAUUUUCAGGAGCAAUUACAAACUUUUAAGAACAGUCUUCAUAAAAUAAUGGAGGAAAAUGUCCAACUUCAAGAGGUAAAUUACGAAUAAUGUACAGUGAAUUAGAAUAACACGCACAGAGGCGUAGUCAAUCCCAAAUUGUUGAGGUGUCUAAUCGGCCGGCCUGGAGAUCAUGCAUGAACCGGGAAAUUUUUCUGCGACACGCUAUUUCGUGCAUUUUAGACAGGUUUUAUCUAAAAGCCACAGAUUUUGUAUAUUUUAUGUCAUAGAUGAAAACAUUAAGUGGCUAAACCCCCAGUCUCUCCUCAGUUUUGAAAGAAUUACAAAAUUGGCCCUGAGGAAAAGUGUGUGUGAGUGGGGGUCUGCACACCGUACCCGCGAUAAUCUUUGAGCAUGUUUCUUACUCGAGCAUGUUUCUUUUCUAAAUUGCACUCAGGAAAAUACCGUCCAAUAUGGAUUUCGAAAAUGUACGUCAAACGAACUAACUAUAGUGCUUUUGACCUCACGAAUAAAAUUACAAGGCCAUUGACCAAGAGCAAUACAAAAUAUAGAUCUUUCGUCUCUUUUUUGACUAUUUGAUUAAGAAAUUAGAAUACUUGUAUUUUGGUAGCAGGUUUGAGAACUACAGUAUCAACCGAAAUGAAUAACUCAUGGUGUUCUUCAUGGGUCAAGAUAGGGACGUCUCCUCUUUAUUGUACACAAUCAAGAUGUCAUUAUCACCAUUUUCUGUAUCUUUCCUGGUUAACCGGUUAAACAUUUAACAGUGGCCUAGGGGGGGGGGGGAGAACUGCUUAUCAGAAAGUUCCUAUAGCUACCCUUCUUCCUUACGAAAUCAAACACCAAAAUGGCAUGUCUAUUUUCUCCCAUACGAUCACAUGAUGGGUUCUAAUAUCCCAUCAAAGAAUGCCACCUUCGACAGCCUCAGGCGAGGGCUGAGAGAGUGAACAUGUUUUAGGCCCUUUGACAACAUACGCACGUCAGUGACUUCCUGGUUGAUUUUAGAUCAAUAUUACAAUACAGUUCAGAAAUGUACUUGCAAAACUUAAUUUGGCGAAAUCAUAAACUGUUAACGGAACUAAUACUUUCUAAAGCUCUAAAUGUUGAAUGGUAACCUACUUUAAUUUUCAGAAACUUGGCAAUUCAGAAGCAAUAAUGCAUGAUGAGGACGAAUGGUGAGUACAGUAUAUUUUUUCCAGAUUGAUCUUGCCUAAAGUUCGAAGAUUGAUUUAGUGAUAUAGUAAUCUAUUCUCUACCGAUAUUAAAAAUACCUGAUAUUCAACGGUAGAAUAUUUAUCAUUUAUAGACCCGGAGCGAGGGGGAUUUGGCCGAGUAUUAUCCGAAGCGAUGAUAUUGUCCGAGGGACUUUGCCCCGAGGGAAAUAUCAUCACUGAGUGUAAUAUUUCGUCGAAUACCCCGAAACUUUAAAACUUGAAGCGAAUACAAUUUUUAAUUUCUUAUGCAUACCUGAUGAUGAUCAUUAUGUAUACCUGAUCAUUGAAGGUAACAUAUAUACGUCUUGAAAAUCUUUGGUUAACUUAAAUAAAUAUUAAAAUCCUCUGUACGAAAUUACAAACAACAGCUCGCGAUCGCCAUAUUGUUUCAGAGCGUGGUGUCCACGCGUCACGCAUGAGAUACUAUAAUAUCUCACGGUGGAUCUACCGUGAGAUAUUAUAGUAUCUCACGCUGCAUUGCGAAAUCAUGAAUUUGAGUGAAAUACCGCAAAAAAUCACAUUGUCACGUGGUACAAAUCAUGUUUUUUCAUUGGACAAUUUGAAUUUGAAGUAUAAGAUAUAGUGAAAUCUUCUUCCUUCAGGCGACAAUUGGAAAAACAGGCUAAGCUGGUAUUGAGUGAAAAUGAAGUAUUAAUGGAAAGGCAAGAGUUGCAAAACAAAAAGUUAGAAGAAGUCACUGCAUUUUACAAAGGAGAAGGUAUUUGAAACAUGCGUGUGGUUGGAGUGGCUUUAAAAUUUAUUUCACAGCUUCGUACACAGAUGCAAUCCCUUAGGAGAUUUAGCACAACGACCGCCUUCGCCACGCCUAUGUGGCUUUCUUACAUAUAUGGGUUUACAAAGUUUGUGUCAGCAAAGUGCUCUUGUUAUAAAGUUUGAUCACGCAACAUCAUGCCAUUGUGACUACAGAAUAAUUGCAAAAUGGUUAAAACCAGCCUUACAAAGGCGGGUAUACCACCAUUACUUCAUCCAUGUCUUUUGGAUUGCCUGUGCUUCAUCAGAAUGCUUGCAGUGUGAUAAAACUGAUAAUGUGAAACAUGAAGAAGUACUAUUCCCACCUGUAUUGUAUAUGGCAAAAAAACACGUUCACAGAGGCGAAAGAUCAGUUUAGAUAAGAGCUUUUCGUCAUCAUAUUGAUACCUGAGGACUUAAGACAUACAUGAGGCUGUUCGUACGUUCUCGUCCUUAAAUACAGGUACUAAUAUAACAUGUAUAUAUCUGAUUUUCGAUCCUUUUAAUAACUAAAAAAUAAUCCAUAGAACUGACCAUGCUUUGGUCAUUUUACCGUUGAAAGUUUCGCUUGUGAUGCGCAGACUGAAACCUAAUCUUAAUCACGGAACUAAAGCUUCAAAAGAACAAAUGAUUAUAUUAUUGUAUUAUAUUAUUGUAUUUCUCAUAUUUCUUCACUUGUACGUAUAUUUGAUGAUGACUAAAAUCUAGUCGAACGUCGAAUAAACACUUGGUGUUUCCACAAACAAAAAGUGUUAUAUAAUUACAAAUGUGUUGUUAUUUCUCAGUCGGCCUUUCGUGUUUAGUUUCCAGACUAUCUCAACAAUAUGAAAAGGUCAAAGCAGAGAAAGGUGGCCAUGAGUCGAAGAUAGAAGUUCUAAAUACGACAAUAAAUGGGUAUAAACAAGAGUUAGAAACAUCUUCAGCACAGUGGAAGAAGCAUGUCUCUGUUGAAGAACAUCUAGAUACUGUUAAUGAAUGCCGAAGGUAAAAUUUGCCUUUUUUCAUUUUCUUUUAUUCAAUUGAUAUUUUUAGUUUAGACCACAGGAAAGUAUAGGAGUAUACGCUCCUUAAAAAAUCUAAUAUGCAUCGUUUUCUAUUUUGGGAUAUGUGGGGUCCUUCCUUAGGCCAAGACAAUAUAUGCGACCUUGUCGAAGAUCCUACCACCCUGACCACCAGCUAGACCUGAACAGAUGGUAUUCCCGCAUAACCUCGCCGCCCGAAUGAUUAUAUACAAUGCCUUGAUCCCCUGUCCCAGCCCUUCCCAAUUCCUGUACCAGAUCAGGCUGAAUACAAACACAAAAAUUUCUCAAUUCUGAUUGUUUGAAAGCAGUGCAUUUUUAUACAAAUAACUCUACUCAGUAACUAUACAGCCAUAAAACCGUAUAAAACUACACGGCCAUACAACCAUAACUAUAGAAGCGUAUUUACCAAAAUAUAUAAUUCAGUGCGAUGUUCUGUUGUUUAAGUUGUAGCUAAAUGGUUGCUUCAUUGGUUAUCUGGUUUGUUUGUGUCCUUGUUACUUCUACAGGUACCUAUAGCUUAUAUUUUUUACGAAUAGAAAAUUAGACGAAUUACGAAAAAAGACCCAAGAAGAAAUAGAUUCUCUUACUUUUCAACUGGAGGUUAGCUAACAUCCAUUGAUUCUCGACUUAUAUAUUCUGCUUCGUUUUUUAACAACUAACUUUGUCUGUGCCAUCAUUUGUUUCUUUUUAGAGUGCCCGUAACGAAAACAAUAGCUUAACUCUGCAGUUAUCAG